UACAACCUUUUUUUUAAGCUUCAUUCCUGAAUUAGUAAUUUUCGUAGCAAUUUCGAUUCGCUUGAUGAUUGUUUGAACUAUAUUCUCGUAUGUUUAAGAUGGAAAUUGGUACGAUGGAUAAUGAGUACGAACGGAUGUAAACAAAUCAUUUGACGUUACACAUUCCAGGAUGUCUUCUGAUCAUGUUGCCACAUGGACUUUGUCCUUGCCGGAUGGCAAACACAAGGUUGAAUUUGAACAUGGGACCACAUCCGGCAAACGUGUUAUUAUCGUUGAUGGAAAGGAAAUACACCGAGAAGACUGGAUGUUUAAACUUGUCGGGAAAGAACAUUUUAAGGUUGGCAGUGCCAAAUGUACCGUAUCCAUAGAUGCAUGCUCUGGAUUUGCAUAUGAGUACACGCUGGAAGUGAAUGGAAAGCCGCUCGAAAAGUUCCGGGAUAAUCAGAAUAAGAUCCAGAAAUGCUGGUGUUUCACUAUGGGGUCACAGAAUAGUACUCCUUUCCGAGUAGUUUUAGAGAAGGACACACUCAAUGUCUGGGUUAAUGGAAAAGUUGUUGAGACGACCGGCGAAUUCACAGAUGAAGGUACAGAGACACACUUUGCCCUCGGACAGACAUUACACUCGGCGUUUAUUCAGGCAGUCAGCAGCGGAAAACGGCGGGAUGGCAUCAUCCAUAAACUAUUUGUUGACGAUCAGGAAAUUCCACCUGCCCAUGAAUGAAUUUGAAUAAUAAAUGCAACUACUGUGAUUUUUCAAUGAUUUCAAUGUAAUUUAAUCAACUUUCUACCAUCAGUAGUCAAAGUAAGCACAACCCCUCAAGUCCUUGUUCCACAAUUCAUUCAUGUCUUGGGUCUGAGUUUCAGACUCAGGCUCAGAAAACUGAGGUCUAAAUUGUUUUAAAAUAUCUAUUAUCUAACUUUGAUUUAAGACAUGUGCCUGAUUGUUGAGAAGAUUAUAUAAAACAGCUAUAGCACUUUUGACAAUAUUAACUCCUGUAAUAGAAUUUUUAUACGCCCAUCUUACGAUGGCCGUAUUAUGGGAACACCCAUGGCGGGCGGGCGGGCGGCUCCACAAUGUUGUCCGCUCUCUAACUUGAACAUUUCUCAUCCAAUUUCCACCAAACUUCAUGAAAGUGUUUGUUGGUGAAAUAUCUAGAUCAAGUUCGAUAACCAGCCAAAUCGCUUUAGGCACUCCAGAGUUAUGGCCCCCUGAAUUUGUCAAAAUUGGCCAUUUUAGCUUUGUCUGCUCUCUAACUUGAUCAUUUUUCAUCCAAUUUCCACCAAACGUCAUGAAAGUGUUUGUUGGUGAAAUAUCUCGGUCAAGUUCAAUAACCAGCCAAAUCGCUUUAGGCACUCCAGAGUUAUGGCCCCCUGAAAUUGUCAAAAUUGUCCAUUUUAGCUUUGUCCGCUCUCUAACUUACAUUUCUCAUCCAAUUUCCACCAAACUUCAUGAAAGUGUUUGUUGGUGAAAUAUCUAGGUCAAGUUUGAUAACCAGCCUAAUCGCUUUAGGCACUCCAGAGUUAUGGCCCCCUGAAUUUAUCAAAAUUGGCCAUUUUAGCUUUGUCUACUCUCAAACUUGAACAGUUUUUAUCUGAAUUUCACUACUAUAAAUGUUUGUUGGUAUAUAUUCUUGGCAAAGUUCUAUAACCAGCCAGGCUCUUCAGGAUUAUGGCCCUUGAAUUGGUCAAAAUUUGCCAUUUUUGCUUUGUCCACUGUCUAAUUUGAACAGUUAUCAUCUGAUCUUCACCAAACUUGCUGAAAAUAUUUGUUGGUAAAAUAAAUCGGUCAAGUACGAUAAUCAGCCAAAUGCCCCGAAGCACUUCAGGAUUACUGCCCUUGCCAUUUAAGCUUUGUCUACUCUCUAACUUGAACAAUUCUCAUCUGACCUUCACCAAACUUGCUGAAAAUGUUUGUAGCUAUAAAAUCUUUACCAAGAAUGUUUGCCGGUAUAAAUGCUUUGCCAAGUACACACUGAUUGUCUCUUGGGUACGAUUAAGGAUGAAUUUUUUACAACUCAAUUAAAAUUUUGCUUUUCUGAGCUUGAGUCUUAAACUCAGACCCAGGACAUUAGAGAAUACAGGCCCAGCACUGAUAAAAUGUCUUUUUUUGUCGCUGAAAUUCUGGAUUUUCUAUAGCAGGGCUUGUGAAUUUUUUAUACUAAAGACUAGUGUAAUGAUUCUAGCUUGUUCAUCCAAACUUCUAAUUUCGAUGACUGCAUGUUUAUGAUAUUGUAGAUUUAAGUGUUUAUUUUAACCUUAAUUAAUUGUAGAAAAAACACUGAUGAUUUCAUAAUUACUUUUAAAUGCAUAAAAGAGGUUAUAUUUUUCUUAUGAUCUAGUUAUCUAUGUAAUGAUUUAAUUAUUUAUCUUAUGAUCUAGUUAUUUUUUCUAUGAUAUAAUCUUGUUAAUUUUCUCAUAAUAAUUAUGAUCUUUGUUGUUUUUUCUUUCUAGUUGUAAAAUUGCAUUUGAGUCUCUUCAUUAUUAAUUAACCCUUGUUUGUUAUUAUUUAGUUGUUUAUAUUUACACUGUUUUGUUUAUACCAUAAAUGAUUCUUGAAAUAGUUAUAUGUAUUUGUUUUAUAUUAUCAUUGUAAAAUUGUUUUUAAAGAUAGGAACUAAACUCAUUUAGGCCACACCAAUUUGAUGUUUUGUUCUUCAGAUUGACUACCUAUUAUUUAGAAAUGCACAAAUAUAUACAUGUAUGCUAGAUAGGAGCAGUUGCCUUAAAUAUAUGGUGUUUUUGGUGUAUAUGAAAAAGGAGCACUCAUCUACAAUAAAUGUUGUUAUUAUACAUAAAAAUUUAUAUAUUUUAGUCUACUGUUCCUGCUUUUUAUAGGGCAAAAUGCGAAAAGCAAGAAUUGGUUAGGCCGAAAGUAAACCAGAAGCUACAUAGUUAAGUUAGUUUACGGAUAUAUUAAGAUAAUACUGUUGAUAAAUGGUCCUUUUAGCAAACUAUAAUUUCAUUAUCACAAAAUCAAAUUACCAUUAGGAAAUAUCAGGGUAUUUUCAUCAUCUGUGCAUUUUAAUGCAGAUAAUGUUAGUUUUAUUUUUGUUUUGUUUUCAUUUCUCUUUUCUGCGCACGAAGCCCUUUCAAAUGAUAUGAGAAUAAAGGUUCGCCAUGCAUCCAAAAGUCACAUAGUUGUGAAAUGGGUACCUUGUGAUCACUGCUAGGAAUACAUAUACACAUACAAUCAGAUUUGACAACACUGUGUAGUGUUUAUCUAGGGUAUUCAUGUAUUUAAGCUUAACCAAAAAAAUGUUUCCUGUUUCCCUACCUACUGUACCCUAAUGUCUUAUCAUUAAGGUUGUUUGUUUUUGGUAAUUUUUUGUACAGGCAAGAUGCUUUAAUGGAUUGACUUGAUAGAACAUCCAGUUGACAUUGACACAGAUAAAACGGAUUUAAGUGUUAACUACAGCAUAACCUAUAAUAAGGAAAUCCAUUAGGCCACUCUUGAAAAGUUUUUUGUUUGUGGUUUUCCUUCCUAUGAUUGUGGGAUUUGGUAGGUAAAUUGCCUACCUAUGUUUUGGCCUUAGAUGACUUAAAAAAAUCAUUAUUGCUGUAUUACUAUAUGAAGUCAUUCUACAAUCAAUUUGUUGAACUUUUCUAUGUCUUAGAAACCUUUAUAAGACAGUUUGAGCUUUCAUUUGACCCAUAUUUAUAACAGGGUUUAUAUUCAUGUUUUGUUGAUUAUGUUUUGUUGUGCCAAUUUGUUUACAUAAAUGUGACUUUUUCAAUUAUUCUCAUAGUCAGAAUUUUUUUAAAUUCAUUUGGUUAGCAAAAUUAAAUUAGUCUUUCACUUGUUGAAAAUUUAUACUAGAAAAUGGUAACUUACUGUACAAGAUUAUCCUACCAGAUCAUUCCUAAAAAAUGUUAUUUUAUUUAAAUGAAAGAAUUUGCUGUAUCUAGGUUAUUAAAUUACCAGUAAUCAAAGGUUGCAUUUUUAGUCAAGGAAUGUGAAAUAAAACUUGUCUGAUUUUUGAAGAUUUUUUUUUUCAUCGCCAUAUGGGAUGGCGCGUUGUCCGUCAUCCAUGUGUCUGUAAACAAUUGCUUGUGAACAUGAUACAGUCUUCAGUUUUUAUUGUAUCUCAAUUAAACUUAUACAGUAGUUAGAUAUCCAUAGGAGAUCUAUUCCAAUCACUUUGUUAUAACCAGACAGAUCUGCUCAGGCAUGACUGGAUUAUGGUCUCAUUAAUGAUGUAGCCCUAUCAAAAGUUACUCUAAGGGAGACAACUUGUACAAAGAGUUGUGUAUUAUUUUAGUGUUACUCUCCCUAUGCCCUUUGUUAUGAAAUGGUUCACUGAAUGCUUCCCUUUGAAUGUGGGUUCAGUAUAUUGCCUAUUACUAGUAUGUUCACACGUUGGAUAAAAAAAGGCAUGACAGAAGAGAAAAGGCUCUCAUGGGCCUCUUGUUUUAUGGCAGUAAAAUGAUAGUUUAUGUUGUAAAAGUGCAAAAACCUUGGCCAUUACUGUACUCAAAAACUGUUACAGAUAUUUAAAAGGAACUUGUAUGCUGCCAGAGACCAAGGCCUGUAUUUCUGGCUUUAAACAGUAUUGAUUUAUCCCCCAUGUUUGAAAUAAACAACAAAUAAAGCAUAUAAAGGGUUUGAAUCUUGGUGCUUUUGUUUAUGUAUGAACGGUUACUAUUAUUUAAUUAUGUAAAAGAAUAGUUCACCAACCCUGACUAAUAAAGCUACCAAGGGUCUUUACUUUAAAAUGAUCUGAAAUGAAGUUAAGGCUUUUGCAAUUCUUUCAUUGUUAUUGUGGAAUGUUUUUAACCCCCUUAAAAUGAAACACAGUAUAACAUACCAUAUUAAAUAGUGUUUCCUUUGCAAUAACAUUUAACUGUUUAAUUUGCUACUUAUUUAAUAUACAUAUAUACUUGUAUGCUUGAUGUAUUAUCCUGUAAUUUGUUCCUAAUACUUGACUUUUUCAUUGUUUUAGUGAAAGGCUUAAAAUAUGAACAGUGUAUUGUAGGUUGGUUCAAUUUCGUGAGGGUUUGAGUUUGGCAAAUUCAUAAUUUGAUCAUUUUAAUCACAAAUCCAAAAUAUUGGUUCAAAACAAAUACUUUAGCAAUUAUAUCACUGUCAGCAUGGAGUGAAUACUCAACCUGGACUUAUGAUCAUAACCCGAAAAUGAAGAAAAAGGUCGGGCGAUCAAUAUAUUCUAAGGUGUAAAAUAUUUUUUUCUGGCUUUCUGCCCUCCAUUAUUAUUUUUUCUUUAACCCUUAACCUUUGUAUUGCCUUGAGAAAUAUUGUUUUUCAAUUGAUACUGAAUAGAUUUAUUUUUUUCAGCUAAAAAUAAGGUGUCUUUGGCUUUUAACAAUACCAGUGAUGCUAUUUAAAUACUGAUUGCAGAGAUGUUCUUAAGCAUAUACUUGAAACAAUUUACCUAUUAAAAAAAGUUCCCAACCUACUUACCCUAUCUUUUUGUGCAUGAAACUGGAAAUAUUAUUUUUUUAUUCCUAGUGGUACAUUCACUAUUUUUGACAUUUCUGUGAUCUGUGUUGUUGCUGGGACAACAAUAUCAUGUAAUCAUGUAAUCAGAUAUUAUAAAAUAAAACUAAACAUGUA
This is a messenger RNA of Mya arenaria, 5569 nucleotides long. Its product is annotated as fas apoptotic inhibitory molecule 1-like. Lineage: Eukaryota; Metazoa; Mollusca; Bivalvia; Myida; Myidae. Gene Ontology annotation, biological process: positive regulation of neurogenesis; negative regulation of extrinsic apoptotic signaling pathway via death domain receptors; canonical NF-kappaB signal transduction. The record is from RefSeq and is a predicted model, not a curated record. The coding region runs from base 170 to 721 and encodes 183 amino acids. The transcript is spliced from 5 exons.